This is a messenger RNA of Mugil cephalus (flathead mullet), 2834 nucleotides long. Its product is annotated as serine/threonine-protein kinase NIM1. The transcript has 4 exons. Bases 44 to 1429 code for a protein of 461 amino acids. Gene Ontology annotation, cellular component: cytoplasm. Gene Ontology annotation, molecular function: ATP binding; protein serine/threonine kinase activity; tau-protein kinase activity. The record is from RefSeq and is a predicted model, not a curated record. Gene Ontology annotation, biological process: intracellular signal transduction; protein phosphorylation; microtubule cytoskeleton organization. Lineage: Eukaryota; Metazoa; Chordata; Actinopteri; Mugiliformes; Mugilidae.
CCGCAACACAUCUUUGGUACGCACCUUGCCCUGGGAGUACAACAUGCAACACUGGACAUCCCUCUGCAUCUGCACGCCUUUAGCUGGGAGACAAGAGAGACAAACAGAGAAAAAGACAAUGAAGACGAGAUUAUGGCCAAAGCAGAAAACAAGCAAAAACUCCAAAGAUGAGUCUCCAGAGGUGGAAAAACCAGCCAAACCCCUGGCACGUGCCAUCCCACAACUGACCGAAGCAGAGAGAAUGAAGCAGUCUCCGUUCGAGAAGGUCGUCUAUGACAUGGUGCACAAUGAGAAGAUCGUCAACGACCUGAUGAUCGGGCGAAGGGUUGGCUUUUACGAACUGCGAGGAGAGGUCGGACGGGGCAACUUCUCAAUGGUCAGGCUUGGCAUUCAUGCCUUGACCAAAGAGAGAGUCGCUGUUAAAGUCAUGGACAAGGUGCGUCUGGAUAAGAAGAGCCAUCGUUUCACUUUCUCAGAGAUCAGCUGCAUGGAGAAGCUGUGCCACCCCAACAUAGUGCGCCUUUACGAGGUGAUCGAGACCAGCAGGAAUCUGUAUUUGGUGAUGGAGUACGGCAGUGGUGGAGACCUGUUCUCUCGAAUCACCACCAGGGGGAAGCUCAACGACCUGGAAACCAAGCUGGUCUUUGCACAAAUUAUCUCUGCUAUUAAACACAUGCAUGUAAGUAACAUUGUCCACAGAGACAUCAAGCCGGAGAACAUCUUCUACACAACCAGUUACUGUAUCAAGGUUGGUGACUUUGGCUUCAGCACAGAAAGCCGUCCUAAUGAGCUCCUCAGCGACUUCUGUGGCUCUCCACCUUAUGCUGCACCUGAACUUUUUAAGGAAAAAGGCUACAUUGGAUACUAUUCAGACAUCUGGGCCUUGGGGAUUCUUUUAUAUUUCAUGGUGACUGCAACUUUACCCUUUUAUGGGGACAACAUGGGGAGGCUGAAGCGCUGCAUUAUGCAGGGAGCUUACAGCAUCCCUACUUAUGUGCCCAUUGAGUGCCAGCUGGUCAUUAAGGGGAUGCUGCGGCCUGUGCCUGUUGAUCGCUCCUCACUUGCACAGAUUACAGACAGUGCAUGGCUGAGGGGGAUUGAGUACCCUCUACCGUAUGUGCUGUUGUCCCUGUCCCCGGCCCACUUCGCUCAGGCCAACCAGACUCUGUGUGCUGAGGAGCAAGAGGUGAAGAAUUUGCUGUCAGAUCUAGGCAUCGUGACAGUUCAUUUGCAAAACAACCCCUGUGUAGACUCCAGAAGCCCAUUGACGGGGACCUACCGGAUCCUCCUCCAUCAGGUCCAGAAAAGGACAUCAGUGGGAGCUAUAGGUUAUUCUGUGCCUCAGCCUGAUGAGUACACGAGUCCAAACCAGUGGGCUGCAGUAUCUGUGGACAAACACAAUCAUUCUGCAGUCUGUGUUAUACAGUAAUGAGAAAUGGCUGUUCUGGACUGCUACAGCUGUGGCUACACAGGCACUUUAUCACAUACAUGUGUACAUCCAUUUCCCUGCUGACAUCCAUUCACCACAGGCAUUGCGUUACAUGUUUGAGAUCAGACUCGGAAGGUUUGUCUUCUCACAUUUACAGCUCAUAGACUAAGCCACAUGUCUAACGUGAUUAGCUAUGCCUUCCUUUUCUGAUUACAUAAGCAAGAGCGAGUUAAUGACGUAAAACGUUCAUCAAUCACUGAAUAGGCAGGAUCUUCCAAUCCUUCUUAGUCAGAACAUUAAUCUUCUGAACUAAUCCAAGGCCAUAGGAAAUCUUAAAGAGGGAGACACAGUGAACAUGUCUGGUUAGUCGAUAUAAAACUAUGAGGUAAAUUAUAUUCAGAGAGAAUUUAGACAUAAAACAAAGUUAGGACAGAUCAAAUGCAAAUCCAGUCUACUGGUGUUUUAAGUCUUUUGAGUGUGUAUGUGCCACAUCUGCCUACAAUGCCUUCACUGGAUAUAGAACUAUCAGGCAUAACAUUAUAACCACCUUUCUAUAUAUGUUUCUAAUACUGUGUAGGUCUCCCAGCUGGGUAAAACAUUACGUCAGAACACAUUGUAUAACUUAUAAUGCAGUUUUACCUUAAACCAACCACACUGUUUGUUAAUAGCCAUGUAUUGAAGGGGUCAAAUUAUCGUACUUUAUGGGAUUUUUACAAUUAUUGCUUGUACAGAUGGUGAUAUUAUUGUACAAAUACAAGAACUGUCGUACAUCUGGCAACGCUGUUCUGGGUUUGAAUCCAUAGACUGGGGCCUUUCUGUGUGGAGGUUGCAUGUUCUCCCUGUGUCUGCAUGGGUUCUUUCUGGGUACUCCGGCUUCCUCCCAUCAUCCAAAGACAUGCUCUUUAGGUUCAUUUCUGAUUCUAAACUGUGUGUGUGGGAAUGGCUGUCUGUCUCUCCGUACUACAAUGGCCCUGCAAUAGACUGACGACCUGUCCAGGGUGUACCCCGCCUCACGCCCAGUGAACAGUCUGGUCUGGUGUUGGUGGGUGGUACAUGUCCAAUACCAUCCACAUGAAUGCCAGGGCCAAAAGUUUCAUUGAUGUCAUAAGAUGGUCAAUGUCCAGUGAGUGGUUUUAAUAUUAUGGCUGAUCAGCGUAGUUGUAACGUGAACGUUGCACAAUUAUUCCUUGUGGCAGAAACUUGAGCAGACACACUGUUAACUUUCACAGAGCUUUAGUCUAAUUUUAUUUAUUAUCUUUGUAUUAUGCUAAUAUUGUAGAGUCAUUCUUCAUAAAUGCUUUGUGGACACUGGUCUAAAGCUAAUGCCUCUGUAUUAAUAAUGAUAGCUAUGGAUAUAUUCAUACACAUUCAUAUUCAUUUAUAAAAUAAAGUUAUUUUCAAACAA